This is a messenger RNA of Lingula anatina, 4036 nucleotides long. RefSeq names its product eukaryotic translation initiation factor 2 subunit 2-like. The record is from RefSeq and is a predicted model, not a curated record. Gene Ontology annotation, biological process: formation of translation preinitiation complex; translational initiation. Gene Ontology annotation, cellular component: eukaryotic translation initiation factor 2 complex. NCBI's taxonomy places the organism in Eukaryota, Metazoa, Brachiopoda, Lingulata, Lingulida, Lingulidae. Gene Ontology annotation, molecular function: translation initiation factor binding; translation initiation factor activity; mRNA binding.
UUAAUUCCUGACUGUAUUGAUGCUAUACAUGUAUAUUUAAUGUGCAAAAAUUCUUAUUGUUUCAUUUAUUCCAGACAACAAGGAAAGCUGUGGCUAUAUAGAUAUAUGUAAAUAAAGAGAACAGUCCACGACCUAUAUAUAGCAGCACACGGGGAAGUCAACAGGAAUUUCUGCAGCAGGUCCUAUAAUUACGCAAAGCUCAAGUCUGAAUCAAUAUUAAACACAAAAAAUCAAUCACCAUGCAUGGGUGAAAGAUUCAGUUUCCAGAGCCAGUUCAAUGGCUAUACGGGGGCUUUUUCAGUGUCAUAGUCUGCUGUGAUAGGCAGGACAUAUAUUCUCAGGAAACAGGAGACUGUAACAGUACUCGAAAACAGUUGAACCUGACAGGAGCUAGCUGUACUUAUGCUGUAAUACUAUGUGAGCAUAUACUGUUGCCGGGGUGUAAGAAUUACCCAGGGUACUAGCAGCAGGGAGGAUUGAAGAAUGUGUCAACAAGGCCGGCCGGCUUGCACUUCAUCAUACACUGUUACACGUGAACAAUUCAUGCAUGCCAGUUUACUUGUUUGCAUUUCAAUACAUGCGUGACUGGCAUUUCAUCACAAUGAAUGGAAAAAAAUGAUAAUUCUACUACCAAUGGCAAAGUCGAGGACCCUAGAGGUGUUAAGCAGUGUAGUUGUCGUCAAUAGUGCACAACGACAAUGUUAAUCAAGGAAAAUACAGGUACAAGGCUGAAAUAACAUUCUAAUUCCGAAAGUUUUCUGUUUGCUAUGAGUCAAGCCAGAAGAUAGAGAUAGUGAAUGCAUUCAGUGGCUGUUUGUGUUAAUGCACCUGCUUCAUGGAAUAAAGCAAUUGACUCUUGAAGUGACAUCCAGCAGGUGCUUGCUUCAUCUGUCUGGUCUUGUGUUGUGUGACCACAUUCGGGUCAAGGGCAGUAGACCAGAGAAUACAAACUGGAACUUGCUAUAAACAGGUGCCCAUUAAUUCUGUCCUGUCUUGUCCUGUUGUCCUGACUCACCACGGUAGGGUCACUGUAAGUGGCCUGCAGAUUAAGAGCACGUGUCUGCUGACCUUCCGUGUGGAAUGACCACUGUUGGGUCAAAGGUGGUGGUAGAGUUAACGAGAUAAGGUGGAUGCGCUAAGGAGAGGACUAGUAACUGGUGAAUCACCUGAGAACUGUUGUCUUGGUCAGUCUGCUGAUUUAAAAAGUACAUGACCAUGGCGCGUAGACUCAUAAGCGAUGUCACAUCAGCGCGAACUCACUCACAUUCCUUAACGCUGAAGAGUGAGAUGAAAACGACAGAGGUGAUUAUAAUAGGAAAUGGACCAUCUGGUAUCACGCUGUCCUACAUGUUGUCUGGACAUUGGCCUUACUACAAUGGUCAACCACUGCCCCCAGGUCAGUCCAGUGAAUACUUACAAAUGAGAUUAGAGGAUAAGAGAGAUGCGUCCUUAGUUGAACAGGAACUUGAGAGCCUGUCUGAUGGGAUUGAAGGACGGAGUACUAACCCAGUAGCUGUGUUACUGGACAGUCUGAACCACCCAGGGGCUGAUACGGGACUCAACAAUACCUCUGUGCUCAAAUGGCAGCUGCAUAAAAAUAGACACAUCCCACAUGUGGUACUGGGGAAGACACUGCCUGGAGGGGCGUGGCAGAUGAUGGAGGGGAACAUGCAGACCCUGAGUUUGGGCAACUGGAUGGAGCUACCUGGGAAACCUUUCAGAGAAUGGCUCAAGAAACACAGGGCAGCAAAGACAAAUGAGGAGAAUGGCAUCAGUGACUACCCUACUGACCGUGCCAGUAUGACAGACCUCAGAGACUACUACCAGGACUACGUCCACUCUAAUGGCCUGACUGACCACUUCCAAAGCCAUUCCACGGUCACCUCGGUCAGGAAAGUGGUGGACACAGAGACAGUGGUCAACAUGGAGAACGGAGAGGUGGAGGAGCUGAUGACCACUGAUGCCGAGGGCAACAAGGCCCCUCUGUGGGAGGUACGGGGUUUCCACUUCAAGGAGGAAGACGAUAAUGAGAAUGUCGAGAUUGAAGAAUUCUGUUACAGAGCACCUCACGUUGUCUUGGCGACAGGAUCAUAUGAUCUCCCUAACAGACUGCAUGUGGAGGGAGAGCAGUACCCUUUUGUUCUACACUCCCUCCCAGAGUUGGAGGAGAGACUUAACGCGGGCGACAUUGGACCAGAUUCCGACCCUGUGAUGAUAGUCGGUUCUGGUCUGACUGCAGCGGAUGCCAUUUUGUGCUGCAUGAAUGCAUCCAUACCAAUCGUGCACGUGUUCAGGCGGCAGCCAGACGAUCCAUCUGUGAUAUACAACUCGCUCCCACCAAAACUUUACCCAGAGUACCACAAAAUACUACAAAUGAUGAAGGGCGAGAAGAAAGACUACGAGUGCUACAAGCCAUACGCAGAGUACUCCAUUCUUCAGUUUGGUGUGGACAACCAAGUCCUCAUCAAGGGCACGAAGCACAAGUGCACCCCGAUGAUCAAAGUGUCCUACGCGGUUGUUCUGAUUGGCUCGAAGCCAGACCUGACCUACCUCCCCAACAGCGGCCGAGAUCUAGGCGUGGUGCCAAACUGUUGUAUCGACUGUAAGCACAACCCCCUGGAUCUGGAUCCGUACACUUUCCAGAGUAACUGUGAAACGGGGUUGUUUGCAAUGGGGCCCCUCAGCGGGGACAACUUUGUGAGGUUCAUCCAGGGGGGCGCUUUAGGCAUCACAAACUUCUUGUGGAAGAAGAGGACAGAGUCCUUAUAAAUCUUUAACUGUGAUCUAAUGUUAAAAGUGUCAUACUUUUUGAUGGAGAAAUUGAUUUAUAUACUGUAUACACCAUGUGUUCUAUUGGCAUAAUAUGUAUAGUUUUCAAGCGUAGAAUUUUUGCUGUGCAUAUUUUUCUACAGCUUUUUGUAGGAAACGGGUUUUUCAUUGAUAUAUGGGCUACACGUAUGUGUCCCAGCAUUUCUGUGUACAUUUAUGACAACAAAAUUCAUGGAAGAGUAGAUAAAGGUUAUGUUUUUUAUGGAAGUCAAGUAUGUAUAUUAUCAUAAAACAAAAUUAAAAGGAUUUUUGAACAUUUGCCAUUUUUGUUUAAUACACAGAAAAAAGUAAAUUGUCAAACUUAUCAUGUUUCACUAAGGUCGAAUUUUAGAUUUUGUGUCACAUCGUCUUGCAGCCAUAUUGUUUGAUUGUUGUCAGUAAACCAAUUUUUAAUUCUUUUGGAGUGAACCAUUUCAUAGUUUGAAAGAAUAAUUUUAUUUAAUGUUCCUUUUGAAGUGCAUUUAGUCUGGGAAACACCCACUGUCAUUCCACUAGAGGGCGCUUUGCACUCAACACGACCUUAAAUUUCAUGUAGAAAGUAUCUUGGUUGACAUUUUUUUUUACUUGUAUACAGCAAUAGAUUGAUAAAUCUGUACUAAUUUGUGUGAAAAAAACGUGUCUUUUGAGCCAGCUGUUCGUCAUGGUAUGAAAUAGUUUAAGUGCAGACACGCUUCCUUUUUUUUCAAAUUUGAGGAAAUGCACAUAAUGUGACACAAUAUUCCACAGACUCGACUGAAAACAAACUUUUUGUAAGUGCUCUAUUUUUAAAAGAAAUGCACAGAAUAAAAAGGGCAUUUUAUCAGUAUUUCAUUAUGAAAUUUCGAUUUUAAUCUUAUUAACACCGUGUGACUAAAUAGAUUUUUAAUCCGUGUUACUGCUUAAAGUACGUUAAGUAUUCUUAAAGAAAUGCACGACAUCACUACCUGUACUUUUGUUUCACACGUCCAUCUGAAUCAGGUAAUUCUGAUUGAGUUUUAAACAGAUCAAAGCUUUCAGACAGAUUUUGGAUGUAAUUUAUUUCAUUCUGUGUCAUGUCAUUCCAAAGAUUCAUCAUUUUCAAAAGGGACCGCAUGUAGAAUUCUGUCAUGCAAAAAUAUUUUGCAGUUGCCGUCGAAAUAUUUAGAGUACCUACCAGCCAUCACGCUUACCUUGGAGUUCUACACCUAAGAAUACCUUUAAAUAAAUGUUUUCGAAACACUGGAAACUA